AACGCAUCCCUACGCACGCAACGUGCCCCUGCUCUGUUGACUGGGAAGCCCCGUAGCGCGGAGCUGCCAACGCCCGGCGAACAGACACAAACAGAGCAGACGAUCUUGAAUGAGUAGCAAAGACUGUAAAACGCAGCUAUGCAGACCAUCAAGUGUGUUGUAGUUGGGGACGGUGCUGUGGGUAAAACCUGCCUGCUCAUCUCUUACACUACAAAUAAGUUUCCUUCUGAAUAUGUACCUACAGUGUUUGAUAAUUAUGCUGUAACUGUAAUGAUCGGAGGCGAGCCCUACACUCUGGGCUUGUUUGAUACAGCAGGUCAGGAAGACUACGACAGGUUACGACCUCUGAGUUAUCCCCAGACAGAUGUCUUCCUCGUCUGUUUCUCCGUCGUGUCCCCCUCCUCCUUUGAAAACGUCAAAGAAAAGUGGGUUCCAGAGAUUACCCACCACUGUCCAAAGACCCCCUUCCUGCUAGUUGGGACUCAGAUUGACUUGCGGGAUGACCCGUCUACUAUAGAGAAGCUGGCCAAGAACAAGCAGAAGCCCAUCACUCCGGAGACAGCCGAGAAGCUGGCGAGAGACCUCAAGGCUGUGAAAUACGUGGAGUGCUCAGCCCUCACGCAGAAAGGCCUAAAGAAUGUGUUUGAUGAGGCGAUAUUGGCUGCAUUGGAGCCCCCAGAGCCCAAGAAGAAACGCAAAUGUGUGCUGCUAUGAGAGGCUCCCCUACCUUUUCAAAGCACACACACAUAUACAUACAUCUUAAAUACAUACACACACACACACACACACACACGCAUACAUACACACCCUCCCCCUGCCGCCACACCCCUCUCCCUCGCUCUGCUAAGGUUGGUUGACAGCGUUGCCCUCCACAGAGAAGACUAGAAAGAAAACAGCCUACAAAGUUUCACAUUAAUUCUCUGCAAUAAUAAGGAGCUUCAGCCCGGAGAGUUUGGGACAGAAGAUCGACCCGACCCGGCCGACAGGCUGCUGAGGGGGUUCAUGGUGGCGCCGCCUCGGACGGGGGGGAGGGGGUCCAGAUACCAAGCUUAUAACAAGUAGGAUUCAUUCUGUCGAGCUUCUGAUAGAUUGAUUUUCAGUCAGUGUUGUGGCCUAAUCAACUUAGCCAUUUAGAUGUCCUCAGCCAAUGUAAAGGUUUCAUGGAUAUAAGCCCCGCCCCCGGCCCCUGAUUGGCAGCUGCUCAUGCUGCCAACCCACCAUCCCCCAUCCCCCCUUCUGUUGACGAGCACACUCAUUGGCCGAUCCCCUACGUUCUUUCAGAAGAAAUGCUAACAAAGUAGUGUUUUGUUUCUGUUUGCCAACCCCUCCCCCCCCCCGCCCCUUUCUUUCCUCAAACACAUGACAAGUCUGAGAUAUUUAUUCCAGAUAGAUGCGCUCCUAACCACUACGGAAACUGUGUUGGUCAGACAGCAGUAUUGCUAACGCCUAGUUCACACUACACGACCUUAGCCCUGAUUUUACAUUCCCCAACGUUUUUUGGAGUUCCCCGACAGAAGCCCCAGAUCAGAGGCAGAUCGGCGUUGGCUCGCCGCUCGCACAUCGUCAUGUAUGAGCUGCUCAAAGACGCGAGCUGAGAGGCUCGCCGAUGCCUCAUAGAUUAAGCUUGUCUCGGUAGUCAGUGUUACAUGGUGUUCGCGCAUACACCGAUUACAUUACUUGCCUACCGCCCCCACCGUCUUUUUUCUUUUUUUAAUAGAAAUACAACCCCACAUAGUCGGAUGAUGGACGCUACAAACUGAAAGUGAAAAUAUCUGCUCCGUACGGAGUCUCAGCCCUCACAGAGAAAGCUCUAACGGAGAGGCCAGACACAUUGCCACCCGACGUUAAAGAUCAAAGUAAGCGCUCUACACAUACUGACCGUCAUCUUUUCUUGUAAAAUGUAACGGCGUAAUUGGUAACGCCGCUGUUGUCAGGAGUUUAUUAAUCCCUAACUCCUGAUUACAAGACAGCAAGUUGUGUAGCGUGAACAGUACAGCGAUCUGUCGAAAAGUCGUGUAGUGUGAACUCAGCUUGGAACUCCACACAGCUCUCAUCGAGCAAAUUUAAUUAUCGCCGUCUAGUAUCCGGUCUUGAAGAGCUAAAGGCAUCCAGUAGUAACGGGUCAGCUAGUCGACCGCAAGGAAUUGGCCUUUUUUAGAUGCAGGGAACUUAAACAGUGUUAGCCGAACAAGCGGUGUGUUCUUUGUGCGUUGCCGGGGGACCAAGGAGGGUAAGGAGCAGGUUUUAACGUUGUCAUCGCCUCACACUUAGAACGGGUACAAGCAGAGACAUCCGAAACAAACGCUCCUCGGCGCCAAACUGGAGAUCCGUAAGAUCGAUUUCCACCAGAAUUCUGUGCCAGGUCAGAAUCUGGUGCCUUCCUGUUUGUGUCUGAGGUGUGAAGGGACGUCCGGUCCGUUGUACCCGUUCAAACUGUCGGGCGCUGCGUGUAGCUGAGCCUUGGUCUCUGUUCUAAAUGAUAGGUUUAACAGAUGUAAUUAUAAUGUAAGCUGGCACACAAUGUUGAUGUAGGCUCCAGGUGUUUUUACCAAAAUAUUUUUUUUUUCUUCAUUAUUUCUGUUUGUGCAGUUUUAUUUUUUAUUUUAUAUAUAUAUAAAUAUAUAAAAAAAAAAGGUUACUUUCACUCCUUUUACAUUUAGGGGUGGGAACUCAUCUGAACUCUUACCUGCCAGUUUAUACCAAGAAAAGCUCUGAUUGGUUCAGUUGAAUUAAAAACCUCCAAUGGCAGAGAGACUGUUUGGUAAAGAUUAUUUGUGAUUGGUUGUUUUUCUUUACUGGUCGGCUUUGAGUUGGGUUGAUUUCCAGCCCAAGUCAGUAUAAUUAUUAUUAUUAUUAUUAUUAUUAUUAUUAUUAUUAUUAUAACCUGUUGUUGUUUUGGUGCAAAACCAAAUGCUUUGUCUAAAGUCUUUGUUCUUUGUAUAUGCAUUCUUUUAAAAAAUAUUAAACUUAUACCUUAAUUGCCUUUA
Molecule: messenger RNA, 2987 nt
Organism: Sebastes umbrosus (honeycomb rockfish)
Lineage: Eukaryota; Metazoa; Chordata; Actinopteri; Perciformes; Sebastidae
Gene: cdc42
Product: cell division cycle 42
Exons: 6
Coding region: 139-714 (191 amino acids)
Biological process (GO): small GTPase-mediated signal transduction; modification of synaptic structure
Cellular component (GO): dendritic spine
Molecular function (GO): GTP binding; GTPase activity
Source: RefSeq, a predicted model, not a curated record